Molecule: messenger RNA, 689 nt
Organism: Ochotona curzoniae (black-lipped pika)
Lineage: Eukaryota; Metazoa; Chordata; Mammalia; Lagomorpha; Ochotonidae
Gene: CATSPERQ
Product: transmembrane protein 249
Exons: 5
Coding region: 15-689 (224 amino acids)
Source: RefSeq, a predicted model, not a curated record
UCAGCCACCUGCCCAUGAGCUCGGACAGCAGCCACUUCCAGCUCUGGACACUGGGUUUCUUCACCGAGCGCCAUUUGGCCAGACGCCUCAAGAGCAACAGCUUCUAUCCCUUCACGCAACAGCAGCCUGGGGUCUUUGUGCUGGAGUACUACCAGGACACGCUGUGGAAGGGGGCGUUGCUCUUCGUGGUCUGCAUCGUGCUGGUCAGCCUGGACUUCAUCCGGCAGGUGCGCAAGCAGGAGACCUGGGGCUUUCCUGCGUACGGCGUGGGCGUGGGCCUCUGGCUCCUCGUCUCGUCGCUGCCGCGGCGCCGCCUGGUGCUGAACCACCCGCGUGGCAUAUACCACUUCUCCAUCCGCGGCCGUACCGUCUGCCAGGGCCCCAUGCACUUGGUCUACGUGCGCCUGGCGCUCAGCUCGGACGCCUACGGGAGGUGCUUCUUCAGGCUGGUUCUCAGCGGCCACAAGCUGGAGCCACUGGUGCUGGUGCAGCUGUCGGAGCGCUACGAGCAAAUCGAGUACCUGGGCCGCCACGUCGCUCAGAAACUCAACAUUAACUACUUCGACUACCUGGCCACGUCCUACCGGCACGUGGUCCGCCACCGGCCGCUGGAGGGUGCCUUGGGCCCGGGCAUAGCGCAGCGCAAGGUCCGCCUCCACGACCCGCUGGACACCAAAGGGCGAGCAUAG